AUAAAGUUCAGCCAAAAUUUGAAGUAAACCAGACAUUGAAUCAGAAGAUAGCCUUGUUCAGAGGAGACAUAACUAAAUUAGAGAUUGAUGCCAUAGUAAAUGCUGCCAAUAGCUCUCUAGCUGGCGGAGGUGGAGUUGAUGGAGCCAUCCAUUCUGCUGCUGGUCAAAGACUACUGCAGACAGAAUGUAAAACUUUGGGCGGCUGUAAGACUGGAGAGGCUAAGAUCACUGGAGGAUAUAAGCUGCCAGCCAAAUAUGUAAUCCAUACUGUUGGUCCAGUGGGUGAGAAUGAGGACAGAUUGAAAAGUUGCUACGUGUCUUGUCUGAACCUGAUGAAAGAGUACAAACUGAGGACAGUGGCGUUCCCCUGUAUAUCCACUGGCAUAUAUGGUUAUCCCAAUGAGCCUGCCUGCGAUACUGCACUAUCCUGUGUUAGAAACUGGCUUGAAGAGGGAGACAAUGCAGAUACUGUUGACCUCAUAAUAUUCUGCCUAUUUCUCCCUGUGGAUGUUGGAUUCUAUGAGAGCAAGAUGUUGGAUUAUUUUCCUCUUCCAUCUGACUUUUAUGGAGGAGAUGGCGAUAAUGGCAACAACACUUCCACUAAAGAUGAUAAAUCAAAAUCAGUGGAGAAGACGGCAGCAGCUGGUUCCAGCACCACCCAAGCUGAAGAUACAUAUAUGGAUGUUGCCAUGGAAUCACAGCCAGAGGAAGCUCUGGAAGAGACAUCUAACACCCAACCUAUGGCCUCACUAGAUAUGGAAGACGAUAACAUGCUCACUUCACAGAGCUCUGAAUUAGACUCAAAAGAAGGCAACGGAAAUGAUGUGGAAAUUGAACAGGAAGGUCUUCAUAGCACUAGAGAAGAAGCAGCGUCUGGUGUUAAGAUUGACACCGAAUUGAAAGAUAGUUUGCCAAAUAAAGAGAAUCUUGAUCAUGAGGAUGGUAUACAGGAUGAGGCACAAGCCAGAAUGUAAACUCAUUUAAUUUACUUUCCAUAACUCACAGCUACAAAUAUGGUCAAAAAAUUCAAGAAUAGAUAUGGGGAUGACAUAGGCCAGAACCUAAUACACAUAUCUGGACCUUGGCUGUAACUAUGAUAUAAUAUAAAUAUAAGUUGUAAACUUGCUGCCUUAAAGGCCGUAUCAAUCAUAUGUUUUCCAUUUUUUUUUUUUUAAAUCCUGUCCUUAAUUGAAAUGAAUUGGAAGGAAAGUACUAUGAUAAUUGGUUUACAGAUGUUAUGUAUUAUACAUAAUUGAUUAAACAAUGAAAUGAGGUUUGAAUUUCCUUGAAAUAAUUUACAUAUUCUGGUAGCCUAGGAUAAGAAAAAAUCAUUAGUAUUGUUUUUAUUAUUACAGCAACUUGAUGUUUCUUUUGUUAAUAAUCUGUAUAUGGGUGGUGAUUAACAGUGCCCAGAUAAUAGACAAAGUGGGAAGUUAAAAUGUAUUGUGAAAAAUAAAAACGUACCAUGU
Molecule: messenger RNA, 1469 nt
Organism: Lingula anatina
Lineage: Eukaryota; Metazoa; Brachiopoda; Lingulata; Lingulida; Lingulidae
Product: ADP-ribose glycohydrolase MACROD1
Biological process (GO): DNA damage response; purine nucleoside metabolic process; peptidyl-glutamate ADP-deribosylation
Cellular component (GO): nucleoplasm
Molecular function (GO): ADP-ribosylglutamate-[protein] hydrolase activity
Source: RefSeq, a predicted model, not a curated record